AUGCAAUGGCGGCUAACUUCAGCUUUUUUUUCCUGCAUUUUUUUUUCAGAUCUAGUUAUGAAAAGCUGUUCUCAGGUUGCUCAAAAUGGCUUCACAUCAAAUGGAGUGAAUUACAUUUUUCCAGAUGGUGGAGACCCAAUGGAAGUUCUUUGUGAUAUGACUACCGACGGUGGAGGUUGGACCGUCAUUCAGAGACGUUUAGACGGUUCGGUUGAUUUUUAUCUUGGAUGGGAGUCAUACAAAAAUGGGUUUGGAGAUGUAAACGGUGAGUUCUGGCUUGGAAACGACAAUAUACACCGUUUAACGGCCACUCAUGAUGUCAUACUUAGAAUUGACAUGGAGGACUUUGACGGCAACAUAACAUACGCUAAGUAUACAACUUUUCAAGUGACUGACGAGGCGGAGAAAUACCGCAUUACGAUUGGUGGAUACAGCGGUACGGCUGGAGACUCGAUGAAAGUAAAGUAAGUAAAUAACAGACCGCUAGAAGAUGAUCUGAUCUAGACUUACAUGGAACCCUUAACACAUGAGGAUCAGCUUCCAUGUACUUGUAUGCAACAAUUCCAAAAUUCACCAGAUUGCAGACAAAGCAAUAAAGAAAUACCGAAUUAUGAAUAAGGAAAUAUGAAGUUAUUAAUUAACACGGAUUUGUCAAACAUUACUUUAAAACACGAAAAGACGCGGAUUAUAUGCCAGUAAAUGAGAAAAAUAAAACUGUUUACGAAACUGCCAUCCGGUUAGCACAGUUGGAUUAACGCCAGUCUGCAGAGCAGGAAUUCGUGGGUUCAAACACUGGCCAGACCAUCAAUCAGGGACUUAAAACAGCUAGUAAGGUUAUGCUAGCUGUGAUCAAAGAUCUUGUCUUAGUGAUCGCGUCACUGGUUGGUCACGUUAAGCCGUUGGCAUUGUGUCCUUUAUCCUUCUUUAUCAGUUGAAAGGGAACGCAAAAGAGCCCACAAUUUUUAAAAUAGUGACGAACGUAGACCCCGAUGAUGUAGUCAAGUUUCUAGGGGGAUUAAGGCAGUGCCUUCACCGGUCCCCAGCUACUUGCUUUACGCUUGUAUACCCUGCCAAGAAUUGGCGAGUCUACGUAGUCAGUCAAGCCGUCGGGGCUCACAGUAAAAAACAAAACAAACAACUGAUUGAUCCCCAAUUUUGUUUUAAGGCCACAAGAAGUUUUUGAUUUUUUUCCUCUUGUCUCUACAGUGGCAAGCAGUUUUCGACCAAAGAUGCUGACAAUGAUGUCUUGCAAUCGACUCACUGUGCUCAAAGCAAGAAGGGGGCAUGGUGGUACUCUGGUUGUAGCCUGUCAAACCUUAAUGGGUUGUAUCAUAAUGGUGGAUAUAUACAGGGCGAUAUUGGAAUGAAAUGGAAGACAUUUAGAGGACAUUUUUAUUCGCUAAAACGUACUGAGAUGAAAGUAAAACCCAAAUCGUAA
Messenger RNA from Porites lobata, 1438 nucleotides. The record is from the annotation of a GenBank genome assembly. Lineage: Eukaryota; Metazoa; Cnidaria; Anthozoa; Scleractinia; Poritidae.